AACGAACGAGAAGUCUGUAUCUGAUUCUGAAAAUAACUUGUAAUGUGAUGUAGAUAAUGGCAAGUUUCACCAUGUCUAACCCCGGAGCAUCUGAUGGGGACAACAGCCCUGCUGGACUCCUACUAAGAAUGGUACAAACUCUACUCAACAAGAAACAAGGUGAUGAUGUAUCGGCUCAAUUUCAGUAUGUUGUCAGAAUCAUCAGUAGCAACCUGACCCCUACCAUUGAAAAUGAUGAGUUUCUGGUCGCUGAAAGAAUCAAACGUAAAUUGGCUAAAGAGAAAAGAGAGUCUGAUGCUGCCGUAUUCUCUGAACUCCACCGGAAAGUCCAGUCCCAGGGUGUACUGAAGAACAGAUGGGCCAUUCUAUACCUGUUGUUCACACUCAGCGAGGAGAAACAAGGCGGAAAACAACUGGGUUCUAAGACAGCAGCUACGAUAUUCGGUAGAGGGUUACCAAAGCUUGCUACCUCUACCCCUUAUGCAACCCGGGAUGACCCACGCGGUGUGGCGCAUCACGGCUCCUCAAUACUUCCGUCUCAAACUCCUCUCCAACGGGAACCAAGUUCCAGUACACUCUCUUCGAAGUCUUCCCAUCUCAGUAGUGGCAUUGGUAGCGGUAUCAGCAGUAUAAGUGGACCCAGCCCAACACCUCAUUCCUUUGCUCCAGGGGCUAUGAUGACCCCCGGUGUACCCCAAGGCAACACUCUAGGACCACAUUCUGUUGGAGGAAGGCUUGCUCGCAUGCUCAUUGGAGACAGCACAACACAAGCAGACAGUGACUUCAAGAGAACUCAUACAGGUGCUAGGCCAGGCAUGCUUGAAAGAGAUCGGACCAGUCAGGACCAGGGUGAAAACGAUUCCUUUGAAGUAGCUGAGAAGACGUUGGUUCAUGAUCUGAUCUAUGUCUUUCAGGGUAUUGAUGGAAAGAUGAUCAAGUAUGAUGCAACGGCUGAUGCGUUUAGGAUAUCAUCAGAGUUGGGAGUUCCUAGAUCCUGUCGAGACCUCGUGCACAAGCUGUCGGAGUUGGGAUGGCUGUACCUGAAGGUUCGAAGAUACAUCGAUGCAAGGAACCAGGACAAAGCAUUUGGACUGGUCGGUCAGAGCCUAUGUGCAGCAUUACAGCAGGAGCUUACUGAAUAUUAUAGACUGCUAGCUGUCCUUGAAGCACAGCAACUUCAAGAACAAGAUGUUGGUUUAGAUGAGGGUUCACCAAGCAACCUUUCCUUGUUUCGUCUGAACGUUUGGACAUUUGAUCCUAUACAUCGGAUGAAACAACUAGCCAUAUUAGUGGAUGGUUGUACAGAUAAAAAAGGAGGAGCGUUGGCAUCUGCUAUCCAUUCCUACACCCUACACGGUGACCCUUCGACCAGACUCCUUAUAAAACACAUUCUACGGCUUGUCGCUUUCCCAAUCCGGACUAUGCUAGAUAGGUGGAUCUUUGAUGGCCAGUUAGAGGAUAAAUACAAUGAAUUUUUCGUUGGCGCAGACCCUAGUGUCAAGGACGAGAAGCUCUGGCAUGACAAGUAUUCUUUACGGAAGUCAAUGAUUCCAUCAUUUAUCACCAUGGAGCAAGCAAGAAAGAUCCUCUCAAUCGGGAAAGCCAUUAACUUCUUACGUCAAGUCUGCAAGGAUCACACCCUCAUCAAGGGGAAGUCCCUGAUGACAUCAACAUCACAAACCAAUAGCUACCAGAACACCGAGAUGCUGCUACAACAAGAUAUGGAUGGCUCGUUUCAACAAGUCAUUGAUAUUGAAUACAGAGAUACUAGCAAGAGACUUCUGUACAUCCUACAGACUCAGUUCAAAUUCCUAGAACACCUCAAGGCAAUGAGGAGAUACCUCCUGCUUGGUCAAGGUGACUUCAUCAAACACUUGAUGGACCUUCUAGAGGCUGAUCUUGCCAAGCCAGCGGACAUGUUGUAUCUUCACAAUUUAAAUGGCGUACUGGAGACUGCUGUCAGAGCGACCAAUGCUCAGUUUGACGACUCGGAUAUACUCAGUCGGCUUGAUGUCAGGCUACUGGAGAUCUCCCCAGGAGACACAGGCUGGGACGUCUUCAGCCUAGACUACCAUCUGGAUGGCCCCAUCAACACCGUCUUCACCGACAGCUGUAAGAUCUUGUACCUCCGGGUCUUCAACUUCCUCUGGAGGGCCAAGCGGAUGGAGUACAUCCUAGCUCAGGUCUGGAAGGGACAGAUGACCAACGCUAAGGCUUUAAGAGCCAUCCCAGAACUAUCGCCGCUCCUUCAUAGAUGUCACAUGAUCGCCACUGAGAUGAUCCAUUUCGUGAAUCAGAUGCAGUACUAUAUUAACUUUGAGGUGAUGGCUUGUUCAUGGGAUGAGAUGUGGAAGGAUGUGACAGAGGCUGAGGAUCUUGAUAAGAUUAUCGCAGCUCAUGAAGUCUUCCUAGAUACGAUCCUCCGAAGAGCGUUGCUUGAUGACGAAUCAAGGCCAUUAUUGACCCAGCUACGAGCGAUCUUUGACCUGAUCAUCAAGUUCCAGAAUGUGCAGGAGGCCAUGUACACUAAUGCUUUGGAGGAACUGGGCAGGAGAUUAGCUGUUACUAAUGCUAUCAGAGCCAGAACUGGACAGGGAGAAUGGGGAACGACUGCUCUGGAGGAGGAAGAGAACGAGAGAAGAAAGGUGGAUUUCCUACGAACUUUCUUGCCAAGCUCAAAGGCCCAGCUGAAAGUACUAGCUCAGUCAUACCAGGACAUGGUGCAGAAAUUCCUGAUGAUGCUGCGGGAUCACCCUGAUGACAGUCUCCGCCUCCUGGCUGUCAGGCUAGAUUUCAACGAAGUGUACCGAGCGAAAGAUCCGAAGCUACGUAGCCCUAUGUCCGCCAUCAGAAAGAAAAGAGUUUACUAAGAGGGUCUGUGCAUGAGGCUAGACAAAUUUGUUACUAUUUUCUAAUCUCAAGUAGUCAGUACUCUUUAAGAAUCCUUACUGGGAGUCAUAGCUGUGUCUUGAAUACCACAAAAAGUCACAUUCCCCAAAGGCUGAGCUAAAGAUCUCAAGCUACAGCACCUUUUGGCAACCAUCAGAAAGAAAAGUUAUCUAAGGAGGUCUUUUUUAUGAGGCUAGGCAAAGGAUUCGCAGAUGUUGUUUGCAUAGUGGUAUGGACAAAUAUGGGAGUGUUUUGUGCAGGUAUGUGAGAGUCCAGAUUUUUAUCUGACUUACAGAUUUUUUUUGUUUUGAUUUUCAGCCUAAUUUCAGCUUAUUUUUGGCUUUCCUCUGUGCA
Molecule: messenger RNA, 3243 nt
Organism: Lytechinus variegatus (green sea urchin)
Lineage: Eukaryota; Metazoa; Echinodermata; Echinoidea; Temnopleuroida; Toxopneustidae
Product: gamma-tubulin complex component 3 homolog
Exons: 25
Coding region: 57-2870 (937 amino acids)
Biological process (GO): spindle assembly; meiotic cell cycle; cytoplasmic microtubule organization
Cellular component (GO): gamma-tubulin small complex; equatorial microtubule organizing center; spindle pole
Molecular function (GO): microtubule minus-end binding; gamma-tubulin binding
Source: RefSeq, a predicted model, not a curated record